This is a messenger RNA of Salvelinus sp. IW2-2015, 2349 nucleotides long. Lineage: Eukaryota; Metazoa; Chordata; Actinopteri; Salmoniformes; Salmonidae. The record is from RefSeq and is a predicted model, not a curated record.
CAGAUUACCUCGGGAGACACUGAUCACCCAACAACUGUGGUGGGUGACAGCUCUCGGACCUGGACGGCGUGAGCGCGAUGGACAGUUUGUAACUUUGUUUUUGUAGUGGAACGUCAAGUACACAUUCACGGACCAAACUACGGGACUAUGCCCAGUGCCGAUACAAGUUUAUCAGAAGUAGAGAGAUAUAACAUCUGCGGCGAAAUGGCGGAGUGCGGCAGUGAUGGGAACAACAUCCUCAGCCUCCCGGUACCGAUGCGGCGGGGGGGCUCUGAGUCCAACCUGGUGUCUGACGGGGGCGUGGGCCUGGACUUCACUAAGGGCCGUCUGGCCAUCGACAGCCUGCAGCAGAAGAUACUCAAGGUGACAGAGCAGAUCAAGGUGGAACAGACAGCCAGGGACCAGAACGUGGCAGAGUACCUCAAACUGGUCAACAACGCUGACAAGCAGCAGGUGGCACGCAUACGGCAGGUGUUUGAGAAGAAGAACCAGAAGUCUGCCCACAGCAUCGCCCAGCUGCAGAGGAAGCUGGAGCAGUACCACCGCCGUAUGAAGGAGGAGGYCAACGGGGCCAAGCACCYGCCCAGGGAUKCCCGGGGGGAGGGGGGYAAGGAGGGCCAAAAGGACGGCAGCCUGCGGGACGUCAGCUCGGCCAGCGYGCGCAACCCGGCAAUGGACAAGGUCAAGACCAUCGGCCCCGGGGUCUCCCUCUCGCCCCCCUUCUUCUUCAACAAGUCGCGGGAGUUCGCCAACCUCAUCCGCAACAAGUUCGGCAGCGCCGACAACAUCGCCCACAUGAAGAGUUCCAUGGAGACGGGGGCGGGGCUCCAGGCGGAAGGCGGAGCCGGGGCCCGGGCGCUGAGCGGCAGCGCCACCACGAUUGCCAAGGCCAAGUACCCCAGCGACGAUGAAUGUUCCACGGGGACCUCUGUGUCGGCCGACUCCAACGGGAACCCGGCGGGGGGGUCGGGGUUGGGGUCAGGGGGGGGUGGGCCGGGGAGGUCGGASUCUCAGGGGAGGCUGGGGGAGGUGCUGGAGGAGGUCAGGGAGAUUAGGGAGGCCCAGGCACAGCUGGCCGAGGACAUGGAGUCACUGAAAAGCCAGUUCAAGAGAGACUACAGCUUCAUCACACAGACGCUGCAGGAGGAGAGAUACAGGUUUGAGCGGUUAGAGGACCAGUUAAAUGACCUGACAGAGUUGCACCAGCAUGAGACCAGUAACCUGAAGCAGGAGCUGGCCAGCAUCGAGGAGAAGGUGGCCUACCAGGCCUACGAGAGAGCUAGGGACAUCCAGGAGGCUCUGGAGUCGUGUCAGACACGUGUCUCUAAGCUGGAGCUCCAGCAGCAGCAGCAGCAGACAGUACAGGUGGAGAACACAGACGCCAAGGUGAUGCUGGGGAAAUGCAUCAACAUCAUGCUGGCCAUCGUCACGGUGAUCCUGGUGUGCGUUUCCACGGCGGCCAAGUUCACCGCGCCCCUCCUGCGAAGCCGCGUGCACCUGGCACUCACCUGCGUGGGUUUGUCCCUACUGGCAGUCAUCUGGAAGAACUGGGAGCACCUGCAGUGUGCCCUGGAACGCAUGCUCCUCCCACACUGAGCUAGACUCCUCCCAUGUUAAGCUAGGCUCCACCCAGUCUGAGUUUGUCCCCCUCACAAUGUGGGUUUGGCGCGUCCCACACUGAGUUUGGGACUUUGGAACUCUGUGAUGUUGUCAUAGCGAUAGAUUAAAUGUGCGGGGUUUACAAUGUAGCCUUACACCCCAACACCCUCGUGUCUCUCCCCCUCUCUGUUUUUUGGAGUUUGGACAAAACUCCUUGAGGGAAAUUGUUUCCAAACGAUGCCAGUGUGCCACUACAGUACAAAUUACAGGAAAGCAAGACAUCUGGGACUGACCAAUCAGAUGGUGGCUACAGAGGAAGCAGGACCAGGCACAUACAGUAUUAUUGGGGACACUGAUCUUUGUGUGGUUGUCAAUCUCAAUAGGACAUUGAACUGCACUAUGCAGGUGGUAAGCUUAUGUAUAACCUUUAAGAGAAACAAGGGGUUCACUGAUUGGUUCCUUGUCUUUUGCGGAGUCGUACUUACGUCACCUUUAUUACACUAACACACUGACAGUAUUAAAAACGAAUUCUCCCAGAAGACCUCUGGUUCUGAUCCACACACAGUCUCACUCCCAUCCCCCCAAGCCACCAUGAUACACAUUCAUCCACACACACACUGAGAGGAAUGUGACUUGUGUGUCUGUAUGUACAGGGUGUUCUCCAUAUGAGAGCGCUUUGUCUGUGUGGACCUAUACUGUACUGUGUGGACCUAUACUGUACUGUUAAGUGAUGAAAUGUUUUAUAAUUGG